Stylonychia lemnae is the source of this 933-nucleotide messenger RNA. The record is from the annotation of a GenBank genome assembly. NCBI's taxonomy places the organism in Eukaryota, Ciliophora, Spirotrichea, Sporadotrichida, Oxytrichidae.
AUGAAUAAAUAAUGCAUCAGAGAAAUAUUUGAUGACAUCUCUUUCAGUGUUAUUAGUUUCCUUGAAAAUCAUAUUGGAGUCACAGAUGUUGAGUUUAUUGAGAGAUAAGGAGUUGCUGAAAUGUCUAUUUAGAAAUGGGAAGAAGAAAAUUCACCUUACCUUUUGCCUGACGACUACAAAGCUUUUUUGCAAAUAUCAGAUGGUCUCAGUCUUAACUGGAAGAUUAAGAAAAACGAUCAAAUAUUCCCACUGGGAUCAAUGCAUCUAAACAAAUUAAGAGACAUAAAGAGAUUGAAAAUGGAUAGGUUUAAAUUUUCAAGCGUUGGAGAGGAGGAGGAAACAUCCGAUGAAGAACCAUCAGAGGAAUAAAAAGACAUUGCUGCAUUUGACAUUGAUUCUAAAGUUAAAGAUGGUAGACUUGCUUUGAUUUAUAGAGGUAAUACAAACAAGCCACAGAUUUGGUUUUAGGAUCUAAGUUGUUCAUGGUUUUUCAUCGCAUAUAAGUUUACCGAUUACUUCAGACUAAUGAUCAUGCAUUUGGGUCUACCUCAUUGGCAAUAUGCUUUUACCUAAGUUGGUUUGGAUCCAUAAGCAUUAUAAUGGCUAAGAUUUUUAUCUCCCGAAAGAUUAGCUAUUGACAUCGAAAAUAGAAAAAAUCAAGAAAAUUUAGCAAAGAAAAAGCAUAAUAAGGGUGCUGGAAAGAUUGGAGGAUCUAGUGGAACUGAGAAAAUCAAGGUUGAGGGUCUCAGAAGAAAGAAGAGAAGAAUGAAGCUUAAGGCAAAGGGUGAUAAUGAUGCUAUUAUAGAGAAAUUCUCAGCACAAAGUAGUAAGAGUGCUAAGUAUGCUAAAACUACAAUCAAGAAAAGAGAAGCAAGCGAAAUCAAACAGGGAGAGAAAAAGGGUGAUGAGACAGGUAUCACUUCAAGCAUUUGA